AUGGAUGAGCCUUCUCACUCUGCGUUAUUCGAGAAAGCGAUCAUGCCUCACGGAGGAUACACGGCGAGCAUCUUUUACCGAGCUGCGGCAGUCCAUUUCGCCAACAACUUCGGUCACCGCUUUCCAUAUGCGCCCCAGCCAAUCUCCCUCCAAUUAUCGUAUUUGCGCCGAACAACCAUUGGGCCAGCUAUCUUGAAGAUAGAAAACACGAAGAUCGGCUCGAGGGUCAGCACCAUCCACGUAUCCCUUUUGCAGGCACCAGAUGGCGCUACGCUAUCCGAUGUAAACGGCAAGGAUAGAAAGCUCGAGAUAAAAGCUGCCGCAUAUAUCAACGCUAGUCCGCCGGACACAGAGGCCGGCCCCAGUUACAAUGGUACCUGGGAGUUGGGACCUGCACCAGUGCCAGGGACCCUCUCCGAUGGGUCAGUUGAUCUCUUGGCACUGGCAAAGUACAAACGGGAUGGUCCAUGGGCGCAACAACAAACAAUCUCUGCAAUGGCUGCAACGAGGAAUCUCGAGGUUUAUACACCUGCUCUCCAUGUGCCAAAAUCAUUAGAGACCCGCGAAAAGCAGGUUGUUGAUCAAUGGCAACGAUUCGCCCCGGGCGGAAAGGUGGCACGCUGGUCUAAUGAGGCGGUUAUGUUCCUUGUUGAUAUAUUUCCAGCGGCCCUCGAUCGUUUGGCUGCAAUGGAAUCGCAUCGGCUCCAAGAUGAGGAAGCAUCCCAAACAAAGGCUCCAGGUUCUGUCGCAGCUAAAGGCCCUUUCUGGUUUCCAACUGUCUCAUUGAACAUUGAUUUAAAGACGAGACUGCCGCCAGAGGGAGUAGAGUGGCUUCACUCUCGCGUGGUGACUAGGAUGCUACGGGGUGGUCGUGCAGAUCUCGAUGUUGUUGUCCUUGAUCAGCAUGGUGAAUUAGUGGCGACAAGCACUCAGGUGGCAUUGGUUGUUGACGCAUCCCGGAAUAUUAAGGGCAGGGACAGUGGUAGGAAGCUGUAG
Molecule: messenger RNA, 996 nt
Organism: Penicillium soppii
Lineage: Eukaryota; Fungi; Ascomycota; Eurotiomycetes; Eurotiales; Aspergillaceae
Product: thioesterase family protein
Exons: 2
Coding region: 1-996 (331 amino acids)
Source: RefSeq, a predicted model, not a curated record